GCUUAACGCGUUUCGCUUGUUUUGAAGUUGGGAGUGUGCAGCGCUUCUGUGCGUCCGCUAAAGACAAACAAACUGUUGCCUUACGUCCGCGCGUGAAGACACGGCGGGAAAGCGCCUUUUCCAGCUGGGUUUGACAACUUUUCGCGUGGGAGGAAUAUGGAUGUUAUUCCCAUGUGUAGUAUUUUCCAGGAGCUACAGAGUGUCCUUGACACGGGAUACCUGUCCGCAGUACCAUCUCUAGAGGAGUAUUGGCAACAGACUUGUCUUGAGCUUGAGCGCUAUCUACAAAAUGAGCCCUAUGUCUCUGCAGCUGAUCUGAGAUCAGUUUGUGAGUCUGACAAUCUGUGGAACCAGUUUCUGCGCUGCUGUGAGACUGAACCGAACUCGUCCCCGCCGGAAGCUCCCAUCCCCAAGCAGGACGGGAUCGCUACGGCUUCCCGUUCACUAUUCAGCAGCUGUAAGAAGAUCAUUACAUCUGCUAAAGUGCUCACACACACACUGGAUCACAGCGUAUCUGAGCAGCAGCAUGUAAUCACACACACACCCCCGACGCCGCCCUCCUCACCCUCACUCCCUCUCAUGGAGGUUAAAGAAGAUGCAGAAGGGGCGAGAGGGGAUGAGGUCAGAGGUGAGGGGUCACCUGAAGGACGAAGGAGAGCUCAUCGCUGUUACUUCAACGGCUGCAGGAAGGUGUACACCAAGAGCUCUCACCUGAAAGCACAUCAACGCACACACACCGGUAAGCAUUUUCUGUGUGAGCGUCUAUAGUUCUACCUGUAUUUUGUUUUACUGUUGCCACAACAGUUUUCUCAGCUUUGGCAAACAAAACUUCUCCCAUUUGGAUCAUGCUGAAAGUCACUCCGGCAAAUCUGCCCUACAAAGCAUAUUUUUAAAAACCACUCUUAAAGCCUUCACAGAAUCAUAAAAGCAUGAACUGAUAGUGCGUAAAUGUUUCCUCUUCACAGUUUCAGUGCAUUAGGGUAAUUAUUAAUAUUAUUUAUAAACUAACAUUCAUAUUUUAUCUUUUUUAACCCCAUAAACCUAUUGUAUCAUAUUUUUAAUACCUAAUAGAAUAUAUAAUAACUCAUAUAUCAUAUGUUUGCAAAUUUCAAAGACCUCUAAAUGAUCAACAUGAUCAAAACGUUGCUGAAAACCUGUUGUCCACAACCUACUACAUGCCUUCUGUCGUCUAAAA
Molecule: messenger RNA, 1195 nt
Organism: Sinocyclocheilus grahami
Lineage: Eukaryota; Metazoa; Chordata; Actinopteri; Cypriniformes; Cyprinidae
Product: Krueppel-like factor 6
Exons: 2
Coding region: 157-768 (203 amino acids)
Biological process (GO): regulation of transcription by RNA polymerase II
Molecular function (GO): DNA-binding transcription factor activity, RNA polymerase II-specific; RNA polymerase II cis-regulatory region sequence-specific DNA binding
Source: RefSeq, a predicted model, not a curated record